This is a messenger RNA of Cynocephalus volans (Philippine flying lemur), 813 nucleotides long. RefSeq names its product homeobox D12 (gene HOXD12). The transcript is spliced from 2 exons. Gene Ontology annotation, molecular function: sequence-specific double-stranded DNA binding; DNA-binding transcription factor activity, RNA polymerase II-specific. Lineage: Eukaryota; Metazoa; Chordata; Mammalia; Dermoptera; Cynocephalidae. Gene Ontology annotation, biological process: regulation of DNA-templated transcription. The coding region runs from base 1 to 813 and encodes 270 amino acids. The record is from RefSeq and is a predicted model, not a curated record.
AUGUGUGAGCGCAGUCUUUACAGAGCGGGCUAUGUGGGCUCGCUUCUGAAUCUGCAGUCUCCUGACUCUUUCUACUUCUCCAACCUGAGGCCGAAUGGCGGCCAGUUGGCCGCACUUCCCUCGAUCUCGUACCCACGCACUGCGCUGCCCUGGGCCGCCACGCCCGCCUCGUGCGCCCCAGCGCAGCCUGCCGGCGCUACUGCUUUCGGCGGCUUCUCGCAGUCCUACCUGGCAGGCUCCGGGCCUCUUAGUCUGCAGCCCCCGAGCAACAAAGAAGGACCCGAAGAGCAGGCCAAGUUCUAUACACCGGAAGCGGCCGCUGGGCCAGAGGACCGCGGCCGUACGCGGCCGCCCUUCGCCCCAGAGUCUAGCCUGGCGCCUGCAGCGGCUGCUCUCAAAGCGGCCAAGUACGACUACGCGGGUGUGGGUCGUGCAGCGCCAGGCUCCGCGACCCUGCUUCAGGGGGCCUCCUGCGCCGUCGGCUUCAAGGACGACACCAAGGGCCCGCUCAACUUGAACAUGACAGUGCAGGCGGCAGGCGUCGCCUCUUGCCUGCGACCUUCGCUGCCCGACGGCCUACCGUGGGGGGCCGCCCCUGGGAGGGCCCGCAAGAAGCGGAAACCCUACACGAAGCAGCAGAUUGCUGAGUUGGAGAACGAAUUCCUCGUCAACGAAUUCAUCAACCGGCAGAAGCGCAAGGAAUUAUCCAACAGGCUGAACCUCAGCGACCAGCAGGUCAAAAUCUGGUUUCAGAACCGGCGUAUGAAGAAGAAGCGCGUGGUACUGCGCGAGCAGGCGCUGGCGCUCUAUUAG